AUGUCCCUUCUCGGUAUGUCAUGGCUGUACGACCUCUCCUCGACGCAAUGUGCGGCGUGGGGUCACAUCCAGCGUGCUGAAAGACCUCCAGAUAAAGCCAUGCGCCUCACGUCGUCGGAUGGCAUUCUACCAGCAUCAUCAAUGCCGAGCUCUCGUCACUCAUCGCCAUCCCUAACGCCAGUCGUCGACGGCGCGAUGACUUCAGGCGCAGUGGGCCCAGCAGCCUCAGUGCCGAAUAUUUUGAUGUUGGCGAAGAACCCAUCAUCAAACACAGGAAGCGUAGCGACCAAUUCUACAAGCAGGCGCUCGCCCUCGACGGUGUCGUCUGACAAGCCUUCUCUGUCGCCUUCGUUGUCCGGCGAUCUCGACGGCACUGGUGGUUCAUCAGCACAGGCAGUAACUGAUGUUGAUCCGCAAAUUCUUGAGGCGCUCAAAAGCAAGGACCGUCUUUACGUGCUUAAGCUGGGUGAACUCAUGGAGGGUCUCAUAAACGAUCGGCGACAACGAAUCGACCUCACUCCCUCGACCACCUACCAAAGACUUUUGGUCCACCGCUGCUCAGCAUACUAUGGACUACGGCCAGAGAACGACCCAACGACGAAGGGGAUAUCUGUGACAUACGUCGUUGAAAGCCAAAUCCCUUCGCGUCGAAUUUGCGAUCUCGUUCCAGCUGAAAACAAGUUUCAGCCAGCAUUCAAGAUCAUGGCUCGCCACACUGGCGAUCGAAAAUCGAAGCCCAACUCCCAAGCAGGCUCCGUAACCGGCGAAGAUAAUGAUUCGUCCGAUAUUGAACCAUCUGAGGCGGGGAGCCUUGGCGGGCGCAGCAACGCCACUGGUAAUAGUGGUGCUAUGAAUAAAAGGCGCACCAUCGAAGAACGUGAGGCUGCUUACAACGAGGCUCGCUCAAGAAUCUUCAUGGGUUUUGAAGAGAAAGAAAAGGAUAAGGAUAUCAGCGCUAGCUCCUCUACGGCUAGCUUGGUUUCUGGAUCUGGAUCGGCCAGUGGCGGUGCAAGGAGUGUUAGCGAAGUGGACGGGGAUGAGAUGCUCGACUCGCCAGUUACUGAGAGCGAACGCUCAGUUCCAGUGGUAAAGGAUAAACAACGGCGAACCAGCUCUAAGCGGGGCUCCGGCAAUAACUCUACCACUUCCUCUUCAAGAUCUAUUCGAUCUUCUGCACCUCAGUUUCUGGGAAGCGGCCCUAGUAGUUCAAGAGAGUCCCGGGCUCCUUCACCUUCCAUGGCAUUCGGGGUUCACUAUGACCCAACUGCCAUGGUGUCUCCUCCUUACGAAACCCCGUACCAUAGCCCGUAUUCUGGCACUAGUCCUGGCUCUGAGUAUCCGCCACAUCCAUAUUCAUAUCACCCUAGCUAUCCGCCACCCCCAAAUCAAACGCAACCAUACUACGCUCCCUACCCCCAAUACUAUCCGCCUUACCCGUACCCUCCUCCCCACAAUCAUACUUCUGAAUCCGCCGCUCAAACUACCCCAAAUGGCGAAUUUUACGCUCCCCACCCUUCAGUCCCUCCUCCAAUAACUUAUGGCCAUCCUCCAUAUGGCUGGCCUCCAAAUAUGCCCCCUCCUCCCGGCCAGAUGCAGCCACCGAUGCCUCCUCCCCCGCCCCCGCAUCACAUGCAUCAGGCUCAGUCGCCCCAACACGGGCCAAAUCCUCUCCCUCCUUACCCACAGCCUCCCAAUCCACAAAAUGAUCAGCAUGCUCAAUACCAGGCACCAAGCCCACCCAAUACAUACGGCUAUAUGCAGCCGCCUUACCCUUACCCUAGCCAGUAUUAUCCCCCGCCCCAGCAUCCACUGCCGCAAAAUGCACAUCAGCCUAUGUAUGCUGGUCCAAGGCCAAUGAACGGCGUGGAGCCUAACAUGACGGAUCGAGUCACCAACGGCCAAUCAAAUCCAUACAUCCCUGGUAACAUGGGCGGGAACUCAACCAAUGGUUCUGUGAGCCAUUCGCGAGCAUCCUCACGAAGCAGCAUGAGCUCAGGUCCUGUCAACGGCAACAAAGGCCGUGGGCAAUCUAUCCCUCCUCUAACGCGUGGUCCUUGGAGCUAUGGACCUGGGGUCUCUGGAUACCAGCAAUAUACGAACAACGUCUCUAACGACGCAGUCGGACCAAGGUUGACCAACCGACGAAUGUCGGGCAACAGCAUGUCAAGUUCUGGGUAUGGUUCGCGUUCAUCAGUUGGUGACGAAGCUUCAUCGACGGCUUCAUCCUCUACUUCGUCUUCGUCGCGACGAACAUACACGUCUACUUCAUCUCAGCAUCCGUUGCCCGCUCGCCCCGAUUGGGCUGUAGGGCUAAAACCACAACCUACACUCGCCUCGCACGCAAGGCACCACGACCAUGGAAAUAACCGGAAGGUGUCACCGAUUUCGCCACCACGAAGCCAAUCCUCCAAUGGCAAUGGCAGACCGCACCAGCAACCCGUGCUAGAAUCUACUGAUUUUCCGCCGUUGUCUAAUUCCGAACGGGAGACUCGAGCCCCGACAGUGGCUGGCGCGUGGACCAAUUCUUCGGUCAUCAGAUCUGCUGUCAGCCCUCCUAAGGGCUCUCCGGCUAAUCAAGGAGGACCAGCACUGGUUAAUCAUAUGUCACCUCCCAACAACAUUGAUGGUCACGACAUGAACUUCAGAUUAGAAGAUACUGAUCGUGGAUUCGAACGACCACCUCCCAAAGGAUCCGCCGAACUGUUCAACCCCAAGCUGCCUAGAAAAUCGCAGACACCCAGCAGCCUCCAGGACGAACGGUCACAAGUUAAGAACGACCACGAGUCUUUGCUGGCUAGCCAGACGGCAGGCCUGUCGCUCACUGAGUGGGUUGAAAAUGUGGAGCCUACUCCUCCGAGCAGCUAA
Molecule: messenger RNA, 2865 nt
Organism: Pleurotus ostreatus (oyster mushroom)
Lineage: Eukaryota; Fungi; Basidiomycota; Agaricomycetes; Agaricales; Pleurotaceae
Exons: 4
Coding region: 1-2865 (954 amino acids)
Molecular function (GO): nucleic acid binding
Source: RefSeq, a predicted model, not a curated record